Messenger RNA from Sturnus vulgaris (Common starling), 1287 nucleotides. Lineage: Eukaryota; Metazoa; Chordata; Aves; Passeriformes; Sturnidae. The record is from RefSeq and is a predicted model, not a curated record.
CUUUCCCCAGUCCUGACAGAGGAACAAGAACAAACCCUGCAGGAACUCGUGGGUCCCCUCACUCGUUUUUUUGAGGAAGUGAACGACCCCGCCAAGAACGACGCCCUGGAGAGGGUGGAGGAGGAGACCCUGAAAGGGUUAAAGGAGUUGGGGGCCUUUGGGCUCCAGGUACCCCCCGAGUUUGGGGGGCUGGGGCUCAACAACACCCAGUAUGCCCGGCUGGUGCAGAUCGUGGGCCAGCACGACCUGGGCGUGGGCAUCACGCUGGGGGCUCACCAAUCCAUCGGCUUCAAGGGACUGCUGCUCUAUGGGAGCCACCCCCAGAAAGAGAAAUACCUGCCCCGCCUGGCCACAGGUGAGACAUCCCAGAAUACUCACCUGGAACUCACCUGGAAUUCCCAUUUUUUUUCCCCCUGCAGUAACGGGGGCCUGGCCGAGCUGUUCACGGUUUUUGCCAAAACUCCCCUGAAGGACGAGAGGACGGGAGAGAGGCACGAGAAAAUCACGGCCUUCAUCGUGGAGAGGGGGUUCGGGGGGGUCACCAGCGGCCCCCCCGAGAAGAAAUUGGGGAUCCGAGCCUCCAACACCACCUGGGUCCACUUUGACUCCGUGCGGGUCCCGGCCCAGAACGUCCUGGGGGCUCCCGGGGGGGGCUUCAAGGUGGCCAUGAACGUCCUCAACAACGGCAGGUUCGGCAUGGCCGCGGCCAUGGCCGGCACCAUGAGGGGGCUGCUGGCCACGGCGGUGAGAAUUCCAGAAAAUUCCCGAAAUUCCCGAAAUUCCAAAAAAAACCCCGAGCCGGGGGUCGAGCGGGUCCUGCGGGAUUUGAGAAUUUUCCGGAUUUUCGAGGGAACCAACGACAUCCUGAGGCUCUUCAUAGCCCUGCAGGGCCUCCAGAUUUUGGGGGUGCAGCUGCGGGGGGUGCAGGCGGCUCUCAGGGACCCCCUGGGCAACGUCGGGGUCCUCACGGGGGAGGUGACCAAGAGACUGCGCAGGAAAGCCGGGCUGGGCUCGGGGCUCUCCCUGCAGCACCUGGUGCACCCCGAGCUCAAAGAUGGGGCCCAACAGACCAUGCAGUGCCUGGAGCUCUUUGCCGAGACGGCCGAGGCUCUGCUGAUCAAACACGGCAAAGGAAUCGUGGAGAAACAAUUCGCCCUGAAACGCGUGGCCGACGCCGCCAUCGACAUCUACGCCAUGGCCGUGGUUCUGUCCCGGUAAACUCGNGGUCUCUGAGCUCGGGGCUCCCCUCGGCCCAGCACGAGCGGCUGCUGGCCCUCACCUGGUGCC